Messenger RNA from Meyerozyma guilliermondii ATCC 6260, 1287 nucleotides. RefSeq lists its product as uncharacterized. The transcript has a single exon. Gene Ontology annotation, molecular function: zinc ion binding. The record is from RefSeq and is a predicted model, not a curated record. Lineage: Eukaryota; Fungi; Ascomycota; Pichiomycetes; Serinales; Debaryomycetaceae. Gene Ontology annotation, cellular component: nucleus. The coding region runs from base 1 to 1287 and encodes 428 amino acids.
AUGGCGCGGUGCACGGGUGCAAUACUACAAUUAAGCUCCACAGUAAAUCCAUUACCUUCACUUCAUCUUACUUUCACCAAAUUCACUUUUAUGGACGAGGUUGCAGCGGGAACACCCCGUGUUUUGCGCGAGUGCGCCUCCAUGCUAUCCACCCCGAACCACGAGAGAUACAUAGAUACCCCAGACUACUCCAAAUAUUCCACCCAUCCAGACAUUCAGUAUUUUCGUUCCGUCAAAGCAAAAAACCAUUAUCAGUACCACCGUCUCAAACGAACUUCCAAGCCAAUCAGGGAACGAAUCUACGCUGCUGCCUCGAAGUUCGACCCGUAUAGUCGACCACAGCUUCUACACCGACUAGCAUCCUACACGGCACUCAACUGGAGUUUGCCAGAGUCAGCUUUGGCUCUGAAACUGUGGGAAGUCUCCGAGCUCAAGUGUGCUCAGAACGGAUGGCGCUGCGUGUCGAUCCGGAACUCCAAUUUGAAAAACCAUUUGGUGUGUGACGUGUGUCACCAUCAACUUAUUCUUCGUUAUAACGAGGUUCACGAUUCCAUAUUUGACUUUGAUGUCGAAGAAGUUGCCCAACUCAACGUAAAUCUUGCUCGGUCCUACUUGAAGCAAAUCACUACUAAGGCUCACGGCACCGCUUGUCCAUGGCAGAGCCUCGAGACUCCAUUGCAAGGCGUAUACUACAUGCGACCUUUCUUGAAGAACACCAACGAAACUCUUUUAGCAGAGUACCGCAAAGCAUUGAGUGGCCUCGUACGCCACUGGCGGGUGCUAGAACUGCAAAUAUCUCUUCCAUCUUUGUCUCAAAACCACAUCGAAGACACCGUCGUUCAGAUCUCUACAGAAAUUCUUCUAGCUGGUGAAAAUGAAGACAAGGAAAAUUUGGCUUCUUUGGCGGCCGCAGCCCCCUUAUGGGUAUUCACCAUUGCCCAGCUUGGCUGGGAGCUCCGGAGCCAAAAAUUUGCAUCUCAAACUGUCUAUUUGAUGGUCUGCACUGGUUGCAAUGCUCGUUGGGUUUUGAACGAUAUCCGUCAAAAUUCUUCCAACCAAGAACCUCAAUUGUCUCCCUCUAACAUUCUCACACCCUGUGAGCACAGAGCUAUAGUCGAAGAAGACGACGAAUUCGACCCAUGGGACCACAAAUCAUGGUGUUGUCGGAAACAAGACUCGGCACAUUUGGCCGAAUUGUUGAGGCGGGGACUCAAGCGCCAGGCUGAAGAAUCCACCCAGCUGCGAAAGUCAGCUCGAACAGAAACAGGUAUAGACAUAAAACAAUAA